Molecule: messenger RNA, 3946 nt
Organism: Sinocyclocheilus rhinocerous
Lineage: Eukaryota; Metazoa; Chordata; Actinopteri; Cypriniformes; Cyprinidae
Product: importin-8-like
Exons: 25
Coding region: 125-3142 (1005 amino acids)
Biological process (GO): protein import into nucleus
Cellular component (GO): cytosol; nuclear envelope
Molecular function (GO): small GTPase binding
Source: RefSeq, a predicted model, not a curated record
ACGCUGACAGUCGCUCGCCGGCAGACUGGGGCAGGGCUGCUUGUAAGAUCGGAGAACAACUGAUCGUCCGCGCAUCUGUCCGAUAGUCCAAAUUUAUUCAAAUUAAUCCAUCGCAUCGGGCCUAAUGGAUCCCAAUCGAAUCAUACAGGCUCUGAAGGGCACCAUAGACCCGAAUCUCAGGCUAGCGGCUGAGAAUGAACUCAACCAGUCUUACAAGAUCAUCAACUUCGCCCCAACUCUGCUGCAGAUCAUUGUGUCGGACCAGGUGGAGUUUCCUGUGCGACAGGCAGCUGCCAUCUACCUGAAGAACAUGGUGAGUCAGUACUGGCAGGACCGAGAGCCCACUCUGGGGGAGGUGGUGUUUCCUUUCAACAUUCAUGAGAACGAUCGCGGACAGAUCCGAGAAAACAUGGUGGAGGCCGUUAUUCGCUGUCCAGAGUCCAUAAGGGCUCAGUUGACAGUAUGCUUGCGUGCCAUAAUAAAACACGACUUUCCUGGACGGUGGACAGGCGUAGUGGACAAAAUUAAUCUGUAUCUGCAGUCACAGAACAGUGGGAGCUGGUACGGGAGUCUGCUCGCUCUUUACCAACUCGUCAAAAACUAUGAGUUUAAGAAGGCUGAGGAGCGGGACCCCCUGUUGGCUGCAAUGCAGAUCUUCUUGCCACGGAUCCAGCAACUCAUCACUCAACUCCUGUCUGAUGCCACCUUCAUCUCAGUUCUGAUCCAGAAGCAAAUCCUAAAGAUUUUCCAUGCACUUGUACAGUAUUCCCUUCCACUACAGCUGAUCAAUAACACCAUCAUGACCCACUGGAUGGAGAUCCUGCGGACAGUUGUGGAUCGGGACGUCCCAGCAGAAACUCUGGAAGCUGACGAGGACGAUCGACCAGAACUGAUCUGGUGGAAAUGCAAGAAAUGGGCUCUGCACAUCAUCACGAGAAUGUUUGAGAGAUAUGGCAGUCCAGGAAAUGUAACAAAAGAAUAUGUUGAGUUUGCUGACUUUUUCUUGAAGACUUAUGCUGUAGGAAUCCAGCAGGUCUUGUUAAAAGUGAUCGACCAGCACAGGCAGAGGCAGUACGUGAGUCCUCGCGUCCUCCAGCAGGCUCUGAGCUACAUGACUCAGGGCGUCUCGCACUCGCUCACAUGGAAACAGAUGAAACCGCACGUGCAGCCUAUAACUCAGGAGGUGGUGUUUCCUCAUUGUGUGGUUCCUUGUGUGUGUUCUGCUGUAGAUAUGUAUGAUGAUCAUGUGUCCCCUGCCACGGCUGCUCAGACUCUGUUAUGUACUGCAGCCAGGAAGAGGAAGGAGGUCUUGCCACAUAUGAUGGAGUUUUGCCAUCAGAUCCUCAUGGAUCCUAACACUGACCCCCGCAGGAAGGAUGGGGCACUGCAUGUGAUCGGUGCCUUGGCUCAACCCUUGCUAAAGAAGCGGGUGUACAGGGACCAGAUGGAGCUCAUGUUACAAAACGAUGUGUUUCCUCUGCUCAACUCUAAUCUUGGCUACUUAAGGGCCCGGUCGUGCUGGGUGCUGCACUCGUUCAGUCCUCUGAAGUUCCAUAACGAGCUGGUCCUGAGGAACGCUGUGGAGCUGGUCAAACAGAACCUGGUGGAUGACAAGGAGAUGCCGGUCAAAGUGGAGGCAGCCAUUGCACUGCAGAUGCUGGUCAGGAACCAGGAACAAGCUAAGGUCUACAUGCGACCCUUCAUCAAGCCUGUGAUGCAGGAGCUGCUGCACAUCAUCAAAGAAACCGAGAACGAUGACCUUACCGGUGUCAUUCAGAAGAUGAUCUGUGAAUACAGCGAGGAAGUGGCCGUCAUGGCGGUGGAUAUGACACAGAACCUGGCGGAGAUCUGCAGCAAGAUUCUCCAGAGUGAAGAAUACGAGGAAAGUGAAGAUAAGACCGUGAUGGCUCUGGGUAUCCUCAGCACCAUAGACACCAUCCUCACAGUCAUGGGGGACCGAAAAGAGAUCAGUCAACAGCUGGAGGUAAUAUGCCUGCAGGUGAUUGGUCUCGUCCUCCAGAAACCCAUCAUAGGUAUGGCAGAGUUUUAUGAGGAGAUCUUGUCGCUGGCGUUUGGACUCACCUGUUAUUCCAUCUCCCCUCAGAUGUGGCAGCUGUUGGGGGUCCUGUACGACGUCUUCCAGCAUGACUGCUUUGACUACUUCACAGAUAUGAUGCCCCUCUUGCACAAUUAUGUUACCGUGGACACAAAUAUGCUGCUGUCAGACCCCAAAUACCUGGAGGUCAUUUACACCAUGUGCAAAAAGGUCCUAACUAGUGAUGCUGGGGAAGACCCAGAAUGCCAUGCUGCCAAACUUCUAGAGGUCAUUAUAUUACAGUGUCGUGGAAGCGGCAUUGACCAGUGUAUCCCUCUGUUUGUGGAGGCGGUGUUGGAGCGGUUAACACGAGGUGUGAAGUCCAGUGAGCUCCGCACCAUGUGUCUACAGGUAGUGAUCGCAGCUCUGUACUAUAACCCCACCCAACUGAUACACACACUGGAGAACAUCCGCUUCCCACACAGCCCGGAGCCAAUCACAGCGCAGUUCAUCAACCAAUGGAUGAAUGACACAGAGUUCUUCUUAGGACUACAUGAUCGUAAGAUGUGCAUCAUUGGGCUCAGUGUUCUGAUGGAGUUGCCCAGCCGCCCUGCGGUCCUGGAGGAAGUUGCAGGGCAGAUCGUUCCCUCCAUCCUCCUCCUCUUCCUGGGUUUAAAGCACAUCUACACCUCCCGAGUGCUUAACAAACCGGAGCAGCUCGCCAGAGCUCAAGGCUCAGAGGAGGAAGAGAAUGAGGAGAUUCCUAGCGACGAGGAUGAGGUCGGACAGAAAGUGGUGGCCCUGCAGUCGUCCGGCGCACCCACUGGGAAUGACAGUGAAGAUGAAGAUGAUGAGGACGAUGAUGAAUAUUGGGAUGAUGAAGGUCUGGAGGGGACCCCAUUAGAGGAGUACAGUACACCACUGGACUAUGACAAUGGAGAGGAUGAAUAUCAGUUCUUCACCGCCUCCCUGCUCCGUGUUCAGAGUUCAGAUGCAGGCUGGUAUCAGUCCCUCACAUCUCCUCUGAGCGAAGACCAGAGGAAACAACUGCAGGAGAUCUAUAACCUUGCCCAGCAGAGGAGGAGCGCAGGACUCAAAGGCCUGUGAAAUGUUCCAGUUGCUCUGAGGCAGGUUGGAGAUACCUGACACUUUGGAUUUGGAUCUGUACAGAGUUCUGUCACGGAAAACAGCCUGAACUCUGGAUACUAGAGACAUCUCGGUCAAGAUGGAUGGGAUAUUUAACCCAGGACCCAAAGCAAGCUCUUCAGGUCCAUGAUUCUUAACAGGAACACUGAAACAUCGUCAAAACUGCUCAGAAAGGCCCCAGUGAGGUCGAAGAGGUUACUCUGGGUCACCCCUUCCCUGAAGCUGUGUGUGUGUGUGUGUGUGUGUGUGUGUGUCUGUCUCUGCACAUCUGUACAGAAUUGUGGGUGUUUGCACAUGUGUGCAGAUGGGUGUGUGUAUGAGUAAUUGAAUGUUGUAUAUUCUGUUUCUCUCAGUCUCUCCUCCAUUUGCAAUGAGUCAGUGAGAAACUUGACCACGGCAGUGAGGUGAGACAUGUCAAGGCAAGUCAGAGAGAGACAGAUGGACACCGCUUCAGACUGACACACAGAUGGAGGGAUUUGUUGUGUUGGUCAGUGCCUUCAGAGAUUCGUAGGCAUUUUUCUGCCCGAACAGAUCAUGUGCACUGGCUAGAUGUCAGAAGGACGGUGUUUAUAGCUGUCAUAUGUUUAUAUGUUUCAGAGUUUGUUUUUGUAACAGUCAGUUUUCAGAAUUAACUUAAAUCAUAAAUGUUAAUAUAACACUAAGCAUUUGCAGGGUUGUUGUUUUUUGUAUGGUUAUGCAGUCGCUUGAUCAUCUAUUUGUGUAUAUUUUCCAGAUAAUUUAUUUAGCAUAUUUAGCCAGAUCAUA